UUCUGUCCACUUUCUUGUUUUUGUUCUUUGCGUAGUCCAAAGUCAAAGUCUUCCCCCACUAAAAUAAUGAGGAAAUAAAGAAGAGAGGGAGAAAUCGGUAAAAACCCACUGUGGCCCGAUUUCAGAUUUCAUUCCCAUUUUAGUUUUUCUAUCCCUUUCGUUUUGAUCCAAGGGAAAACGAGAAUUCACAAGCUCGCAGAUUUCUCACGCGGUGAGAUUGAGAGAGUUCCGCCAUGGAAUUGAAGUAUCUUUUCGUCUUUCCCUUCUUGGUCCUGGCAUUCUUUCCCGAUUCGUCUCGCUCUGCUAUCCCUCGGUGGCUUGGUGAACGGAAAACGCGGGGAUCGGUGAUCCGAAUGAAGAGAAGUGGAUCUUCAGCCGGUGUCGAUCCUACUCGGGUCACACAGCUGUCAUGGAGGCCAAGGGCUUUUCUCUAUAAGGGGUUUUUGUCUGAUGAGGAGUGUGAUCAUCUUAUGAACUUGGCGAGGGACAAGCUUGAGAAGUCGAUGGUGGCCGAUAAUGAGUCUGGUAAGAGUAUAGAGAGCGAAGUCCGGACGAGCUCGGGAAUGUUUCUUGGGAAAGCUCAGGAUCAAGUUGUUGCUGAUAUUGAAGCUAGGAUAGCUGCAUGGACCUUCCUUCCUGCGGAAAAUGGAGAGUCCAUUCAAAUAUUACACUAUGAGCAUGGUCAAAAGUAUGAACCUCAUUAUGAUUAUUUCCAUGACAAGGCUAAUCAAGAGUUAGGUGGCCAUCGGGUCGCUACCGUGCUGAUGUAUCUGUCUAAUGUAGAGAGGGGAGGAGAAACAGUUUUCCCUCACGCAGAGGGGAAGUUAUCUCAAACUAAGAGUGAUGACAUUUCGGAUUGUGCUAAAAAUGGUUAUACCGUGAAACCCAUGAAAGGUGAUGCCUUGCUGUUCUUCAGCCUUCAUCUGAAUGCGACCACGGACACUAGCAGCUUGCACGGGAGCUGUCCUGUCAUCGAAGGCGAGAAAUGGUCCGCAACCAAGUGGAUCCACGUGAGGUCUUUCGACAAGACAACAAGGAGCUCAGCUGCUGGAGAAUGCAAGGACGAGAAUGUCAGCUGCCCUGUGUGGGCUAGGGCCGGCGAGUGCCAGAAGAACUCUCUCUACAUGGUUGGGUCCGAAGAUGCUUACGGAUUUUGCAGGAAGAGCUGCAAAGUAUGCUCGUCGUAGAGUAAGGAGUGGCUUCUAUGUCUACCUUUCACUUUCUCAUUUUACACUGUCAAGAGAAUCAUAGGCGUGAACUGAUGUAUAUAAACAUCGAGAGCUAUGUUCCCCAGUGGCGCCAUAGUCACAGAAAUCUACCUCCCAAGCUUUUUGUAGCUGUAUAUGUAUCUGAUGGGAUCGUAAUUGUGGGUUUCUUUCAAGCCCAGAUAAGACAACAGUGGUUCAUGUUAAGAAAGUAUUACUCCAUGGAUAA
This is a messenger RNA of Rhodamnia argentea, 1434 nucleotides long. RefSeq names its product probable prolyl 4-hydroxylase 7. Gene Ontology annotation, biological process: peptidyl-proline hydroxylation to 4-hydroxy-L-proline. The transcript is spliced from 8 exons. Gene Ontology annotation, cellular component: endoplasmic reticulum. The coding region runs from base 234 to 1187 and encodes 317 amino acids. The record is from RefSeq and is a predicted model, not a curated record. NCBI's taxonomy places the organism in Eukaryota, Viridiplantae, Streptophyta, Magnoliopsida, Myrtales, Myrtaceae. Gene Ontology annotation, molecular function: iron ion binding; L-ascorbic acid binding; procollagen-proline 4-dioxygenase activity.